GCGAUGUUGGAGACGCUCCUGAUGCGGGGGGAGUCCGCCGCGGUAGGAGCGCCUCGCUUCGACGGCAAAGACUUUGAAAGAUGGCAGGCUCGGAUGAAGGUCCGCUUGCGGCUCUUUCACCCUCUUGUGUGGAGCAUCGUGGAAACCGGAUUCUCUUGUGUGGAUGAAGCAAACCCAACGGCUCUCGAGUUGAGGAACAUCCACUACAACGCCCAAGCCAUGAACGCCAUAUACUGUGCCCUGAGUGAUGAUCAGCUCUACCGGAUCUGGCAGUACGAGAGUGCUAAUGAGGUCUGGGACGCUCUCCAGGUUAUGCAUGAAGACACCCCAAUCGUUCAUGAGUUAAAGGUCAAACAGUUGAGGGAGAAGAUGAGGUUGUUUGCAUGGAGGAAGCACGAAUCCCCCCAUGACAUGUUUGGGAGGCUCCAGACUUUGGUCACCAAGAUGAAGAGCCUUGGAUGCGAAGAGGUGACAGAUUCUUAUGUUGUCAGGAAGAUGCUUCGUGCCAUGACACCAAGGAGCUCAAUCUUUGUGACCAUCAUCCGCGAGGGGCCUAACUUUGAAGAACUCACCCCUCUGGAUGUGCUCCGUAGUUUCGUCGAGUAUGACAUGUGGCAAGAAGAGUCCAGAAUCAUCCGCGGGUACGAGCCAAAGGUGGACGCUGUCAUGCGGAGGGCGCCCGCCCACGAUGAACAUUGCUCCGGAGAAGUCCCUUGCUUCGACGGCACACACUAUCUAUCAUGGCAGCGUAGGAUGAAAUUCCAUUUGCUUAGCAUUCACCCUCUUCUGUGGAGAAUUGUGGAGACUGGUUUCUCUUGUGUGGAUGAAGCAAAUCCAACGGCUCUUGAAAAGAGAAAUCGACAGUACAAUUCCGUAGCUAUAUGGGCCUUAGGUAAUGCCUUAAGUCAUGAUCAAUUCAUGAGGAUUUGCUACUAUGAGAGUGCUAAGGAGAUUUGGAAUGCUCUCCGAAAAUUUAAUAAAGCAGUUCGUGAGUCAAAGCUCGGCUAUUUGAGGAUAGAUAUGGACAGGUUCACCUUAGGAAAACAUGAGUCCCCCAGUGACAUGUAUGCAAGGCUUAACAAUUUGGUCAAUGAGAUGAAGGGUCUUGGGUGCAAAGAGAUGACUGAUUCCUAUGUUGUGAGGAGGAUGCUUCGUGCCAUGGCUCCAACGAACGCAAACUUGGUUUUCCUCAUCCGCGAGAAGCCUAACUUUGAACUACUCACCCCUCUGGAUGUGCUUGCAACAUUCCUCCUCUACGACAUGGAGCAGAAAGAAUCCAAAAUCAUGAGUGGGUAUGCUUUGCCACGCUCAGGCAAAAAGGUCAAUGCUGCCUUGAAGGCCAAGCAAGUCCAGGUGGAGGAAUCAAGCGAUGAUGAAAACGACCAUGAUCAAGGCCGAGGGCAAAUUCAACAAGGAAUGCAAGAAAUGUCUCUCUUGGGGAAGAAAUAUGGAGCAUUGCAUGGAAAAAAAGGCUACGAAGCAAGAAGCAAUUUCUCUGACAAGUCCAAAAUGAGGAAAUCAAAGAGGUAUUGCUAUCAAUGUGGUGAUCCCAAUCAUUUCAUUGCUGAUUGUCCUAAGAAGGAGGACAGGAAAGUAGAGAAGGAGAAGAGCAAAUACAAGAGGAAACCAUUCAACGACAAGGGCAAGCCAUACAAGCCAGAGUGGCAGAAAGGUGUGGAGGCACAACCUCACGUCAGUGUGGGAGUGGAAAGUGCCGUUCAAAGAUGCAGAGGCGCUGGACUUAGACGGCUUCGUAGCCCGGUUAAUGGAGAACCUGAGAACUCCACUUCGGCGUUGAAGAGGGGGCUGGUGCCGAAUCUGCCAAGGAAACCUGCCGCCCAGCUGAUGUAGACCGAACCUCGAUGGCGAGAUCCGAUCUGUUGUUGCAACCCGACC
Messenger RNA from Triticum dicoccoides, 1896 nucleotides. RefSeq lists its product as uncharacterized. The transcript is spliced from 2 exons. NCBI's taxonomy places the organism in Eukaryota, Viridiplantae, Streptophyta, Magnoliopsida, Poales, Poaceae. Gene Ontology annotation, molecular function: nucleic acid binding; zinc ion binding. The record is from RefSeq and is a predicted model, not a curated record. Bases 4 to 1851 code for a protein of 615 amino acids.